AUGGAGGGGGCCCAGGUGGCACCCAGAGGAGGCCGAGCCGGGGCCGCGAUGCCCAUGGAGCCCUUGGAAAACCCGGUGCCCCCCGCAGAGGAGCGGCGCCUAGGAAGCCCCGAGAGCAGCCCGGCCGCGGCCGCGCAGGAGGCGCCCGGCGCGGGCCCGGACCUGGACCCGGACCCCUCGGGCGGACAGAAGCUGCCCUCGCCUCGCCCCGCGCGCCUGCGGCUGCUGCCCGCCGGCCUCGGCUACGGCGCCUUCCGCCGCCCGCUGUCCGCGGCCCCCGAGCCGCCGUCGCCGGGCCCCGCGGCGGCCGAGCAGCCCCGGGAUGGCGAGGCGGCGGGAGCCGAGCUGGUGCCCAGGGCGGCGCCGGAGGAGCCGGGGCCCGGCAGCUGGGCGCCCGUGGAGCUGCAGGUGGACGUGCUCGUGAAGCCCGUGGGCGCGGCCGGCGGCAGCCACGCGCCCUCGCCCGCGCCCUCGCGGCGCUUCAUCACCGUCCCGGUGCCCGAGCCGCCCGCCUCCCCCCGCCACGCCGCGCCCGCGGGCCCGCUGCUGCCGCGCACCGCGUCCCUGGGCAGCGCGUGGAGCCGCGGCUCGCCGCUGGCGGCCCCCCGGGCGGAGCACGGCCUCGCCGCGGAAGACGGAGCGGCGGCCCCGGGCGCCCCCACGUGCCGCUGCCGCUGCCGCUGCCAGGAGCCGGGCAGGGAGGACGCCGCGCUGCUGCCGCGCGCCGAGCUGGACGGCGACCUGAAGCUGCACCGGGCCAUCAGGCUCAUAGGGCUGCCCAUGUACAUGAAGUCCCUGCGCUGGGCCCUGGUGGUCAUGGCCGUGCUGCUGGCGGUGUCCACGGUCGCCAUUGUGGCCCUGGCCUCUAGGACAGGGGCUGGAUGCCGGCCGUGUCCCCGUGGCUGGCUGUGGUCCGGGGAGCACUGUUACUACCUCUCCACUGAAGCUCAAGCCUGGGAGGCCAGCCAGGCUUUCUGCUCCUCCCACCGUGCCACCCUCCCCCUGCUGACCCACACCCAGGACUUCCUGGCCAGAUACCCUGUCACCAAGUACUCCUGGGUGGGGGCCCGGCGAGGCCCCCAGGGCUGGCACUGGAUCGACGGGGACCCUCUGCCACCCCAGCUGCUACCGGAGGAAGACAAGGACCAGUUGGGUCUGAAGUGCGCAGGCCUGGAGGGAGGCAGGCUUGUGGCUUUGGACUGCGCCUCUUUAAGACCCUGGGUCUGUGUCCAGGGGACCAAGUGA
Messenger RNA from Pipistrellus nathusii (Nathusius's pipistrelle), 1245 nucleotides. The record is from the annotation of a GenBank genome assembly. Lineage: Eukaryota; Metazoa; Chordata; Mammalia; Chiroptera; Vespertilionidae.